Messenger RNA from Phyllopteryx taeniolatus (common seadragon), 937 nucleotides. RefSeq names its product DELTA-sagatoxin-Srs1a-like. Bases 363 to 890 code for a protein of 175 amino acids. Gene Ontology annotation, biological process: cytolysis in another organism; pore complex assembly; monoatomic cation transport. Gene Ontology annotation, molecular function: channel activity. The record is from RefSeq and is a predicted model, not a curated record. Lineage: Eukaryota; Metazoa; Chordata; Actinopteri; Syngnathiformes; Syngnathidae. Gene Ontology annotation, cellular component: pore complex. The transcript has 3 exons.
AAUUCCCAACACACAAUGAACGCCACGCCCACAAAGUUGCCGGGAAUGCCCCCCGUCCCGUUUGGGCCCGUCCCGCACGUCCGUCCGGUCCGGCGGGACCGGCCGGCCCGACGGUUGUCGAGGUGCGGCGCCGGCUCGUGGGAACGACGACCCGACGAACCGGCUCGCCCGCAACCCAAACAACAGCAGACAAAAAAAAGCCCGUGUGUGUGCGGGUGUGCGCGCGAGUGCGCGCGCGGCGGGCGGAGUCAAAGGUCGCCCCACAAGCGGAGGCGGCCGUCCGUCGCUCCGCACACAGCGCGUUCCGCUCAUCGCCUUCGCAGGUCGUCGCAGAAGGUCGCCGCCGUCGUCGUCCUACACCCAUGGAGUCCGCCGAGGCUUUGUCGGCCAAGCAGAAGAGCCGCCGGAACGUCACCAUCGAGAUCACCAACCUGACGGGCGGCUUCGUCCUCAAGCACCCCAAGGUGCACAUGGAAAACGGCAACUGCCACAGCCCGCCGCAGCCCACCGUGCGCUCCAUGCGCACCGAAGUGUGCAACUUCACCAAAACGGACGUGGCCACGACGGGCGCGGUGGGCGUGCUGACCUACGACAUCUACGAGGGGAAAAGCGCCGCCGCCAAGCUGGCCCUCAUGUUCUCCGUGCCCUACGACUACACCUUCUACAAGAACUGGGUGGCGGUGGGCAUCUUCCCCUUGAGCCGCGAAACCGACGAGAAGCUCUACAAGGAGAUGUACGAGGACAAGAAUCAGAGCGGCUUCGUGCGCCAGGAGGCCAAAGGCUGCGGCCUGACCUACGAGAGCGGCAAGAUGGACGUCAAGGUCACCAUGUCGCCCUUGGGCAGGGCCAUCAUGAAGGUGGAGCUGUGGGACCUGCACUUCCACCCCUGAGCCGACUCGCCGAACAAAAUCGACAAUAAAAAAAACUCUGACUCAAA